AUGCUGAUAACUGUGUACUGUGUGCGUAGGGACCUCACAGAGGCAACCUUUUCCCUCCAGGUCAGCCCUGACUUUGAGCUCUGCAACUUCAGAGUCCUCUGUGAGCUUGAGUCUGGUGUACCUGCUGAGGAGAUUCAGUUCGUCUACAUGGAACAACUCCUCACAGAUGACCAUUGUUCCCUGGGCACCUACGGCCUCAAAGAUGGUGAUAUGGUUGUACUACUUCAGAAGGACAAUGUGGGACUUCGGACUCCAGGAAGGACCCCAAACCAGCCUCGAGCAGAUUUCACCGGGUCAGCCAUACCUGGAACAUCAAGUACCCGUCACCAUCAUCAUCAGCGUCAGCAACGUAUACCAUCAACACAAGCGCACGGAUUGGCCUCGGGAGAGAAUAUGGCCUAUGCUCGGGAUCUCAAUAGCCCUGCUCUGAUUCGCAGCAUGCUGCUUUCCAACCCUCAUGAUCUGUCCCUGUUGAAGGAACGGAAUCCCGCUUUGGCUGAAGCUCUGCUUAGUGGAAGCCUCGAGACAUUUUCUCAGGUCCUGAUGGAACAGCAGAGGGAAAGGGCAUUGAGAGAGCAAGAGAUGGUUCGUCUUUAUUCUGCAGACCCAUUUGAUCAGGAAGCUCAGGCUAGAAUAGAAGAAGAAAUCAGACAACAGAAUAUUGAAGAAAAUAUGAACAUAGCUAUGGAAGAGGCUCCAGAGAGUUUUGGACAAGUGGCUAUGCUCUAUAUUAACUGCAAAGUGAACGGGCACCCUUUAAAGGCUUUCGUUGACUCGGGUGCUCAGAUGACUAUCAUGAGCCAAGCAUGUGCUGAGAGAUGUAACAUCAUGAGACUGGUGGACCAGCGAUGGGCCGGGGUUGCUAAGGGAGUGGGCACACAGAGGAUUGUGGGCCGAGUUCAUCUGGCUCAGAUUCAGAUUGAAGGUGAUUUCUUACAGUGCUCUUUCUCCAUACUGGAAGAGCAGCCGAUGGAUAUCCUUCUAGGGCUUGAUAUGCUCAGGAGGCAUCAGUGUUCCAUCGACCUAAAGAAAAAUGUGCUGGUCAUUGGCACCACCGGCACACAAACACACUUCCUUCCUGAGGGAGAGUUGCCCUUGUGUGCCAGACUGGUGAGUGGAACUGUGCAAGAAGACUCUUCGGAUAAGGAAGUACCAGGCAAUAUCAUCAAACAUCCAGUCAAGGGUCCAGGACGAAAACAGCAUUGA
Cricetulus griseus (Chinese hamster) is the source of this 1206-nucleotide messenger RNA. NCBI's taxonomy places the organism in Eukaryota, Metazoa, Chordata, Mammalia, Rodentia, Cricetidae. The record is from RefSeq and is a predicted model, not a curated record.